AUGGCUACUCUUCAAUUACGUAAUUCUCUGUUCAUCUUACGCUGCAUAUCCCACCAUGUGUUACAGUCACACUCUGAGGAGGCCCUUCUUAAUAUGUUUGACCCUCCUCCUCCUCCUCAGUCCUUAAAAGGUUCUAAUUCAACUGAGGCUGAUGAUAAAGAGGGUGUGGCUAUUAGGAGUGGUCUGAAGAUAUUGCUUCACGGAACUGUAAUGUUAAUAGGUGGAGUACCACUGGUUCCAUUUACGUAUGAUGUAUUGACUGAGGCAGCUAAUCUAUCAAUCGUACUAAUGUCAGGACAAUUACUCAAUAAAGACGAUCUCUUCAGUACUAGCGUCAUCAUUAAUGAACUGAUGGAUAUACCACUAGAUGUUUCUUCAUCACUAGUCCAGUCACUAGUGAGUUUCUUUAUCAGUCAACCAAUACCCCCUCCUGAUACACUGAGGGUACAGCCAUCAGGAGUGUUCUCUUCUUUUGCUUCUGGACUUCUCUCUCUUGUCCUACCUCAGCAUGAUAUCCUUGAGAACACUUCACCACUUGCCCUCUCUUCUCUUCUCUUCCUCCUGAUCCUUGUCCAUCAGCACUCUCGUGGUCACAAUCCUUACAGAGAAGCUCUCUCUUUGAUCUGUGAUGAAAAUGAAAGUAAAGACAAAGCCUCCUUUCAACUCAAUUUCAAUCAACUACAUGAAGCAAUCUGCAAGCAACUAAACACAGAGCAGACGACUCUCUUCUUCUACCAGCUGCUGCACAAUAAUCUAAACUUUGCUAGUUUUGUAUUUUCAAGAUCAGACAUCAACACACUA
Messenger RNA from Amphimedon queenslandica, 801 nucleotides. RefSeq names its product dymeclin-like. The record is from RefSeq and is a predicted model, not a curated record. Gene Ontology annotation, cellular component: Golgi apparatus. The annotation marks the transcript as partial. NCBI's taxonomy places the organism in Eukaryota, Metazoa, Porifera, Demospongiae, Haplosclerida, Niphatidae. Gene Ontology annotation, biological process: Golgi organization. The transcript is spliced from 5 exons.